Messenger RNA from Spinacia oleracea (spinach), 1364 nucleotides. Its product is annotated as protein MIZU-KUSSEI 1. The coding region runs from base 189 to 956 and encodes 255 amino acids. NCBI's taxonomy places the organism in Eukaryota, Viridiplantae, Streptophyta, Magnoliopsida, Caryophyllales, Amaranthaceae. The record is from RefSeq and is a predicted model, not a curated record. The transcript is spliced from 2 exons. Gene Ontology annotation, biological process: hydrotropism.
UGACUCACUCACUCACACUCUCUCAUCACUCUUCUCAAGUAUCAUAUAUUCAUAUCAUCAAAGGAGUAGUAAAUGAAACUCCAUUCUCCCCACCACCCCUAAAACUUAAAUUCUCUCAUUAAACAUUUUCCAAACUUGUAUCUUCCACAUUUUCUCUCUCUUAAAAUCUACACUAAAAGAGAUCCCAAAUGAAAGCAACACAAACACCCCUCAAGAUGUCCAAAGCCAACUUCCCUUGGUCAUCAUCAAGGAAAGUGCAAAAUGAUGAGACUUUGGAUCAUCAAACUAGCCUUAAAACAGAGGAAAACAGGGGAAAACAGGGGAAACCAGAGGAAAACAGGGGAAAACAGGACACUAAUCAUCAACUUAAUGACAUAAUUAGUGAUGAUAAUCACAAGAGUUUAACAAGGAGGAGGAGGAAGUUACAAAGUAUUGCAGUUUCAAGGAUAAGGAAAGGGCAUGUUCAUUUUGUGUUCCAAAGGGAGCAUAACUCAACCCCAGUGUUUUUCAUUGAGUUAGCUACUCAGAUUACUCAUCUUGUUAAAGAAAUGGCUUCGGGUUUGGUUCGGAUCGCGCUCGAGUGUGACAAACAAGAAGAGCAAGAACAAGAACAACAACAACAAGGUGAGAAGAAGAAGAAGAAAGCAAGGAGGAAGAGAUUGUUGGAGGAACAAGUAUGGAGGACAUAUUGUAAUGGGAAGAAAUGUGGUUUUGCUAAUAAAAGAGAGAUUGGGCCUAAUGAGGCUAAGAUUUUGAAGGCUGUUGAGCCCAUUUCAAUGGGGGCUGGUGUUCUUCCUGGGUUUAAUGGGUCUGGGUCGGGUACAGAAGGUGAGCUUAUGUAUAUGAGGGCCCACUUUGAGAGGGUUGUUGGGUCUAGAGAUUCUGAAGCUUUCUAUAUGAUGAAUCCUGAUUUUCAUGGUGCUCCUGAGCUUAGCCUCUACUUGCUUAGAGUCUAAGUGUAUUCGGCUGUAUAAUGAACACUCUUGACAAAUCUUCCGCCUCAGCAACAAAAAGAAUUAUGUGAAAAAGUUGUAUUUUGUAAGUUGUAGUUUCUUCUAAUUAAAUUUGUUAGGUUAUGUUAAGAGCCUGUUAAUAGGGUGGGAAUUAGUAGAAGUACUCUAGUUGACAAGGUGUUUUUUUUGUUUUUUUUUUGGGUAUAAAUUAAAAUUGGAGAAGUGGGUUUUUAUUGUAAUUUGUUAGGUUUUUGGGGGUGGAAUGUAAUGGUAUACUAGCAAAACAAAAAGAAUGGAAUUGGUAUAAUUUGGGCAUGGUGGUCAUAUCAACUCAAUGUAAGAUCUUUCAUGCAAUGCAACUCUCCAAUUGGUAUAUUAAUAAAAUUCUACGUAGUAGAUCUUACUAAAUAA